AUGAAGAUCGCUCUUUACUGGGCCUCUAUCGCCCUAUCAGUUCCACGGGCUCUAGCAGUCUCUACUGAAACCGUAGCGACGACUGCUACAUCCACUACCUCCACUGCCACUGCAGCAAGCUGUACAGCUUCCCUCGUCACCAGUCUCUGCGACUAUCCGGAACCCGGAUCAGAAUUUGCCGUCGCCAGCAGCGGCAAGGCCUUCUGCUGGGACUACUGUAACGCCCAUCCUCCAUGCAACUUUCUCAUAUUCUCUGCCGGCAACCCUACCACAGGCUCCGGCACUUGCUGGCUCUACCCAGGUGAAACUUUCAAUUCGAGCAAGGGUAGCUCGGAUUGUGCCAAUCCCAGCCUGUCCGUCUACGACAAGCCCGUGUGUGCCGGUGGAAGCACAACCACUACGUCUGGCGCCUGCACUGCCACCGCGAGCCCCUCUGCUAUUGCCUCAGUCUGCGGGUACCCGACGCCGCCUGAUAACUGCUUUGAUGAUUGCGUCGCUAGUUCAGGUGCAUCGGACUGCCUGAGUGAAUGUGCAAAUGCCGAUUCCUGCAGCUAUGUCGUCUUUAAUGCGGGGAAUGACAGCUACUCGCCAUAUGCAUCAGGUACUUGCUGGAUGUAUACAAAUGGCACAUUCAACGCCAAUUCUGCGACCACUUGUAGUGGCAGUCCUACGCAGUUUGUGUAUGAUAACUUGUGCCCCAAGCCAACACAUUCAUCUUCGUCCCUUUCAUCAUCUGCUACGGAACUUUCUAGUGGCAGUGGAACUGCAGGCAAUACUACGGGCUCGGCUACCACGAGUAGCGCUGCUACAGCCUCGCCUAGUACCAGCAAGAAUUCAGCGCCUGUUGGCCUCUCGGUCACUCAUCCAUUGGCCAUAGGCGUGGCUAUGUUAAUAUGGCAGGCCCUUCAGUGA
This is a messenger RNA of Penicillium angulare, 912 nucleotides long. RefSeq lists its product as uncharacterized. Lineage: Eukaryota; Fungi; Ascomycota; Eurotiomycetes; Eurotiales; Aspergillaceae. The record is from RefSeq and is a predicted model, not a curated record. The transcript has a single exon. The coding region runs from base 1 to 912 and encodes 303 amino acids.